AUGCCUAUUUUGUUGUUCUUCUUUCCAUUUAUUUCAGUCCAUAAAACACCCUUAACAUUAUCAAACUUCAAACCAAUCUCUUACACUUUGAGGGGACUGUGUGUGCGUGCAUGGAAGAGAGAAAUGGAAGAUGAAAACCAUAAAAAUGGAACAGAUGGCCACAGUGGAGAAAGCCCAGAAAGUCAAUAUUGUUUAAAGAGUUGCAGCAGCAGCAACAAUCACAGCAACAGUAAAGAGCAAGAUCACUUCCUUCCUAUAGCAAAUGUUGGCAGAAUUAUGAAAAAAGUGAUUCCAGGCAAUGGGAAAAUAUCGAAAGAUGCGAAAGAAACAGUUCAAGAAUGCGUGUCCGAGUUCAUCAGUUUUGUCACCGGAGAAGCAUCUGAUAAAUGUCAAAGAGAGAAGAGAAAGACUAUUAAUGGUGAUGAUAUUAUUUGGGCUAUCACAACCCUAGGGUUUGAAGACUAUGUUGCUCCACUUAAAUUGUAUCUCAGCAAAUAUAGAGAUCUGGAAGGAGAGAAGCUUAAUGUUCCAAAGCAACAAAGAAUGGAACAACAAAGGAUACAACAACAUCAUCAACAAGAACAAGAACAAAAUAUGAUACCACCUUACGCUAGUGUAUAUUCUUCCUCAGCUCUUGUAUCUCAGCCACUAUCUUUUGUCACAGCUGAUCAUCAACCAUUUCCUUUGCCUUUCUCUCCUAAUUCCAUCCAAAGACAUUUGCAACUCCAGGACAAAAUCGAUCCUGUCGAGCAUUGGUAA
Dovyalis caffra is the source of this 759-nucleotide messenger RNA. The record is from the annotation of a GenBank genome assembly. NCBI's taxonomy places the organism in Eukaryota, Viridiplantae, Streptophyta, Magnoliopsida, Malpighiales, Salicaceae.